AUGGGAAAGAUCGGUGGCCUGGAGAUGCUAGGAAACGCGGUUGCUGCGGAAGGCGAUCUCAGCCUUCCACGCAUCAGAGCAGAGAGCUCAAACGGGGCAGGUCCCUCCGGCCGUUCACCUGCCCAUGUGACUGGCACAGACAGGCCCUUCGUCAACGAAGCGUUCAGCAACGGAGCGGUGUCUGGCGAUAGCAGGCAGAAUGUGAAGUCUGCAGCAAGUGGCACCCUGGGACCUGCUUCAGGCUUGGGCAGCACUGGGGAAGAGGGGAGCACGUCUGAGGCUUCGGCCAGCAGCGUUGUAAUCAGGUUGAAAGAGGAUCUGACCAGGCAGCGCAGCACAAAAGAGAUUGACCCAGCCAUGCGGUCGCGCAAGGAGGUCCUUCGGCAGCUCAGAACAGGAGAGACAGAGGGCCUCUGCGAAGCCGAGAGGCUGCGCAGACUGCGCAUCAGCCAAGCCAACAAGGGCAGGGUCCCUUGGAACGCCGGUCGCAAACACACCCCAGAGACUAUAGAGAAGAUCAGGCAGAGCACGAUGAAGGCGAUGAAGGAUCCUGCGGUGCGUAAGAAGCUGGUCGCCAUGCAUGAGCCCCAGAUGCACACUGCGGAAUCGCGGGCAAAGAUCUCCCGAGGGGUCAACAUGAAUCUGCUGAAGAAGGAGGGCGUGGAUCUGGGCGUGCUGACCCCAGAGGAGAUUGAGGAGAUGCUGGCGCAGAGGCGAGCCACCGCGGCUGCCACGACUGCUGCGCAGGUGGCUCGGCGGGCUGCCAGGCGACAGGCAGCGGAGAAGGAAGAGCAUGCACGGGAGCAGGCACGCACUGUAGAUGCCAAUUUCCGAAUAUCGCUCGGCUUCGUGGAAGGCCUGAGGAAUGGUGACGGCACGAUCGUCGCCGAGGGCCCCACUGCAGAGCCGCCUGCACCGCGGCCCAGCAGACGAAAGGCGGCGCCAAAGCCGCCAGCCGCAGGCGCGGCGCCGAAAAAGGCGCCGGCGCGUCGGCGCGAAUCGGCGGUGGCCACUGCAAAGCGCGCUGCGGCGGAGGCGGCGGCUGCGGCAGAGGAGGCGCGGGCCGAGCAGCUGAAGCGCGCCCUCACACUCGUCAUGAGGCUGGAGCAGGCCCUGGCGCAGUGCUACAGCCACCAGGAGGCGACAGUGCGGUCGGCGAGCUUGGAGGAGAGGGAACGCGUGGAACAGGUGGUGCUGAACGCCCAGGAGCAGCUGCUGCGCGCCAAGGGGCAGGUCGCUCGCCUGCAGCAGGGCGCUCCAAUCCCAAUCUCCAUCGCCCUCUCUCUUGAGGCGCGCCCCCCACUCUUCUAUUCAUAUGUGUCAUCCUGGAGUCUUAGGCCCUCAGGUGAGGAAUCGGACGCGCUGUCGCGGAUCGUGGCGGCCAACGGCGCCGCUGCCGGCCGGCCGGGGCUGGCGCGCUUCAAACGCGCGCUGGCCGCCGACCGUAACGGGUCGCGGCCUGGGGUCGUAACGGCGCCCUUUGGGGCCGCCGAGAGGGAGGCGGCUGCUGCUAAUGCUGUAGACGGUAUAUGGGACAGGACCACCAAGAACGCCUUUGCCCAUAAGCGCCAGAAAGCCCCACGGAUACUGCCGCCUAACGACGCAGCAGGGCUGCUUGGGGGGACAAGGUACCACGGGCGAAACACCCCACUGAAGGCAAAGACUGCCGGGCCGGCAGAGGGGAAAGAAGCCUCCAACAGCCGGGCUCACCUGAGCUGCCACUCACCCUACUCACCCCUGCUCAAGCGGCGGGACGUGAUGGGCCAGGAGGGGUUCACGGGGAUGCAGGAUGAGUCGCAGCGGAAGGCAUCCAAGCGAAUGUACAGCGCAGCUGCCGCCAGCACAAGGCGAGGCUACGAGCUGCAGGCAUGCCUACUCCCACUUUCCACUGGGGCGUCGGCGACGGUGGUGGCUGCUGACGCGGCGCGCAGGAAGCUGAUGGGAGAGGGAACUCCGCCGGCCAGCGCGCUCGUGGCGACCCACCUGCGCGUCAUGUGCGUCGGCACAGGGCUGACUCAGGCUGACGUGGACCCCGGCGUGCGCCAGCGCAGCGCGCACAGCUGGCGCCAGCCUGGCGCAGCAACCAGCCUACUAGCCGGCUACCCAGUGCCGUUGCUAGACCUGCAGGCUUCGCGGCCCCGGUAUAAGUUGGACGCUCGCCGGACUCCAGCACCGCAAACUUUGGCGCAGCGUCCCGGCACGGCGGCUGCGGCGUAUGGUGACGCAAGAUCUGGCUAUUACUCAAACCGAGUGAGGGCUGACGGCGUCGAAAACCUCCUGGGCCGCCAAACACUGGAGCUGUAG
Molecule: messenger RNA, 2304 nt
Organism: Coccomyxa subellipsoidea C-169
Lineage: Eukaryota; Viridiplantae; Chlorophyta; Trebouxiophyceae; Coccomyxaceae
Exons: 13
Coding region: 1-2304 (767 amino acids)
Molecular function (GO): DNA binding
Source: RefSeq, a predicted model, not a curated record